AUGUCACCGCUCUUCCAUUAUUCAUUCGUCCUAUGCCUCCUCGUGCUCGUCUCGCACAACAUAUGGCACCGCCGUUCGCUCUCGUACCUCCCCAAUCCCACCCUUCCCUCGAUUAUACCGACCCCGUUUAAGUCACUCUUCCCGUCAGUCUCGCUCAAUGGAAUCACAUUUCUCGCUAAGGAGUGCCAGAGCCUCACCCAGCUACCCUAUCAACCAGCGAACAACCCUCAAGGCCUCUUCACCCCACGCGGCAUGCCCACCUUCAUCUUCGCCUCGUCCCACCGCCUGCACGCCUCCGCCUUUGCAGUCGUGGGGCUGGGCGCACGGGCAGGGAGGUACCUGUGGGGGGCCAGGGAGGAGACGUGCCUGUGGAUCUCCCUUGAAGGGCCCAGGGCUAUUCCGGGAACGCUGGUUUACUAUUUUCCGGAGGAUACCAAAGGGCUUAAGGUGAAUGGGUUACCACCUGGGGAUCCCAGCAGAGUGUUGCUGUAUGAGACUGUGAUUAUACAGUGCACGCUGAAUGCUCCCACUCCUGCUGACUCUGCUGGUGUUCUCUUUGCCACUAUACACGGCGACGAGGUGCUUCUAAGGAGGGAGAAUCUCCCAGAAAUGGUCUUCAUUUCGAAUCGUACCUCUGCUUCGGAUGGGCUUCUGGUUCUUAACCCCCCCACACCGCUCCCCCGCUGGCUCACUGUCUGCACUCAACACAUCACCCAGCAAGUGCGGCCAGAGCGAGUGUUGGAGCAGAUUCAGCUCUUCGCUUAUUACGGUGCCGACAGCUUUCUCGUGUACGAUGGGGGAGGCAUGGACGAGCCUUUGAGGCAGGCUUUAAGGCCGUACAUCAGUGCAGGGAUGGUCGAGAUCGUACCACUUAUGGGCUUGUCACACCUCUCGGCACAGCUGGAUGUGCUUGUAACGAACGACUGCCUCUACCGCGCGCGAUUCACCUCGCGAUGGGCCACUUUCAUCACAUUGGAGGAGCUCCCGUUUGUCCUCAAUGGCCGCCUGUCGCUGCGAAUGACACUGGAGGAUAAUGAGGACGCUCCGUGGCUGUCAGUGGGGUCGUAUGAGUGGAACAUCAAGUUGUGUGCCCCUCCUGCUGGUACUGCUAAUGAUACUGCUUCUUCUGCUGCCGCUGGGGGGGAGUGGCUGGCGCAGCAGAUGGUGUAUCGCAUGCCCACCCCCACCUGCUCCCACGCCACCACCAACGCCUCAGCCAUUGACCACUGCCUGGGCGCUGCUGGUUACCGCCGCUUGCUCUUCAACCCCAGGCGCGUGGAGGUGCUACAGCCACACGCUGCUGUAAAGCCGGCGGAUGAUGGUGUGGAUAUCUCUGCAAGGAAGGUCAAUUUCAAUAGAUACAAGGACAUAACAACACCGGCUGCGCUGGUGUGCGAUCGCAUCGUUCCGCGUGUCCUGGACCCCGAAGGCUUCAUUCCAAACCCGGAGCAGAAAAUAUUCUUGAUUAGGGACCUCAUUACAAGUGGCCGAGCAUCCGGAGCGAUCUCCAUGCUUGAAGGGUAA
This is a messenger RNA of Closterium sp. Yama58-4, 1524 nucleotides long. The record is from the annotation of a GenBank genome assembly. Lineage: Eukaryota; Viridiplantae; Streptophyta; Zygnematophyceae; Desmidiales; Closteriaceae.